Molecule: messenger RNA, 939 nt
Organism: Rasamsonia emersonii CBS 393.64
Lineage: Eukaryota; Fungi; Ascomycota; Eurotiomycetes; Eurotiales; Trichocomaceae
Exons: 2
Coding region: 1-939 (312 amino acids)
Source: RefSeq, a predicted model, not a curated record
AUGGAUAAUAGUCAUGACAGUCAUGAUCGACCUCCAGAGAAAGCUUCCAAGCAGCUCGCUGGGUUCAAGCCCGUAACCCCCAAGAUCUUCCUAUAUGAGCCUGCGUCCCAGCCAUAUUCUUCGGAGCAAAGUCCCUCCUCCGUCCCUCCUCCGACCACGAUCGUCAUCUUUGCCUUUGCCGAUGGACAGCUGCGUCACCUUGUCAGAUUCACGGAGGAAUAUAAGAGAUUCUACCCUGCUGCAAGGAUCAUCGUCGUGUUGUCCACGUCGCAAGAGUUGAUAUUCAACUCUAGACGGACCGCUAUCGCUGCGAUGUCGCCCGUUGUUGCGCUGCUGUCGCCAUCGUCACCGUCGUCAUCAUCAUCUCAUACAGAAGACAAGGAAGCCAACCCGAGCGACAGGAAAGAGUUCUCAUCCACGUUCUUUCGGGCGGCGGCCUCGUCAACUUCGAAGCCACCUGCGCGGUGUAUUACGCGGUGUUUGAGGGCACUUCGUGACGGAGGCCGGGCGAUGGGCUCGCGCUAUGUCGGUCGGGAUCCUGACCGCGUUCCCGAUCACCCGGCUACCCGGGAUACAGACCCUCGUGCAGCUCACAUGCCAGAUGUGGCUGAUAGCGACGGUGGGAGUCCCAGAGCUGCUGCUGGGACGGGCGAACUCCCUGUCGCUCGCCAGACGAUCGCUCAACAGCAACAGACACCUGAUCGACCCCGCGGCGGAACGACUGUACAUCUAUUCCGUGUCCGACAAGAUCUGUCCCUGGGAGGAGAUCGAGAGCCAUGCUGCAGAAGCCGAGGAGCGUGGGUCAGCGGUGCGCAGGGUCAAGUUCGACGAAUCCUCCCAUGUGGCUCACGUGAAGCGAUAUCCACGGGAACACUGGCAGGCUGUGACGGAGGCCUAGCAGGAUGUUGUGGUCAAGGCCAAGAUCUAGACUGCCAAUAA